Stylonychia lemnae is the source of this 2520-nucleotide messenger RNA. The record is from the annotation of a GenBank genome assembly. Lineage: Eukaryota; Ciliophora; Spirotrichea; Sporadotrichida; Oxytrichidae.
AUGCUUGCUAAAUCUAAAAGCACCAAACAAUUAGAGGACCCAUUUAUGCCUCAAAUAAGCUAGAGAAACAUCAGAUACAGUUAGGAGAAUACUCUAAACGGAAAAUAGAGCAUUAGCAGCAUAUUUGCUAAAAAGGAAAAACCUAGAAAAAAAUCAAAGAAAAAAGUUCUAUCACUUGAAAGACUUUCUCACAUUCUUAAUGAAUAGCCUCAUACAGUUUAGCUGACAGAGAGGCUUACCAGGAAAUCCCCUGAUCUAUAUUUACCAAAACUGCCAUAAACAACUUUUCAAAAGAUAACCUAAUAAUCCUUGAACAUAAUGAUGGAUGAACUUAAUACUGAGAGGGAUCAAUAAAAUGCAAGAAAUAAAACUGAGAAAUAUCUGGAGAGAAUUAAGUAGAAAAAUAUAUUCGAUCAAUCCCCAAUUUCAUCUAGAGAAAGUCUUAGAAUUAAUAAGGACAAGCAGUAAAAUUUGGAAUAAGAUAAUUAAGACUAGACAAAUAGUAAAAAACCCGAUAGAUAUGAAGAUUUAUAGGAUUUCGAUAAGUAGGUAAUUAUAAAAAGAGAUACUUUCAAACAUCUUUAAAUGGGGUAAUAUUAAAAUGAAGAAUAGAAGAAGUUUUAAAUCUUAAGUGGUAGAUAACUAUAUUAAAGAUUCCUCAAAGGAUGUGAUAAAUAGAAAAUUCUGCCAAAUCCAAUGAGAGUAUUUGAUCUAUAAAACUCUAAUUCUGUUGUACUUAAGAGUACAGUUAAUUUAGGUACAAUCAUUAGAGGUGCAUCAGAACUGAGACUUCAAGAUAGUAAUUUAUCAUCUUAAGGAGCUGUUUCUUAUCUAAAAAAUAUGGAUGAUAAUAUUGAAACUUUAGAUCUUAGUAAAAAUCCAAAAAUUACUUUAGAAUCUUACAAAAUGCUAAAAUAAUUGAUUGAAAAUCCUUAUAGAAGGAUAAGGAAAUUGAAUCUUGAGGGAAAUAAAUGUGGAGAUAAAGCUAUCUCUUAACUUCAAGAUGCUUUAUCCAAUAAUAAUCUUACUGAUAAGUGUGCUGAAUCAAUUAAAGAAGUACUCAAAAUAAAUAAUGCUCUACUAGUGCUAUUACUGCAUUGGAAUUUCUUUAAAGCUACAGGCGCAAUUGAGAUCUUUGAUGGUCUUAAAGUUAAUGAUAAAUUGCAAGUGUUUGAUAUAUCUAACAAUCAACUAGGAUUCAUGAAAGCAAUGCCAUAGCCAAAAUUAGCUGAAAUUGAUAUUGAGCAAGCAUAGGGUAGAAGAUAACUUGAUAUUAUUGACAAGCAAUGUGCACUGACAAUAGGUGAAGCCUUUAGAAGUAAUAAUACUCUUAUUCACGUUGACUUGUCCAAUAAUGGGCUAUCAAUGAAGUAGUGCAAAUUUAUUCAUCGGUUGCUAAAGUACAAUCACACUAUAUUAGGUCUUCAUAUGACUGGAAAUUCUCUUGAUAUUGAUGCUAAGGGAUUUUUAAGUUAAAACUAAUCAAAUGUUGGUUUAAAUCAUAUUCACACUAGAUUCAGUUUUGAUGAUAAAAUUGGAAAGAUAAAUGAUAAUGUUAAGAUGGAGCUAAGAGCUUAAUCUAAUUGCUGGAUUUGUGAAGGAUGGACUUAGGUAAAAUUUGAGUUUAGAUUAAAUGAAUAUGAAGAAACAAAAUCUUAUUAUUCGAGACAUAUAGAGCUAGCAUUUCUUUAGUUGUCUUUUGAAAACUACCAACUUGACUAGAUGAAAUACGAUCCUCAGUAAAGAGUGUAUUUCAAAUUCAGAAUGAUUCCACCAGGAAAACUUAAUUUUAAUUUUGCAGUAAAACUAGUUGAUCAAAAUCAAACUGAUCCAUAAUCUAAUUAAAAUUCUUUAGAAGUGGCAGAGUUACCAUCUAAACCAUAGAAGCUGCAAAGACAGAGUCUAAUUGUACCAAAAACUGAUAUGUAUAAGAUGAUAACUUAGAGUCAUAAAUAGCUAGAUGAUAAUUACAUUAAAAAUUUAUCUUGCCAUCCAAGAGAUCCUUAUUUCGAAAUGGAUAGUGAUAGUGAAGAUGAUGAAGAAAUUCAGAUAGAGAUAAAAGAUUUCCUAAAGUUGGUGAUUGUGAUGAUGUUUUUAUACUUAGCAAGUCAGUAUUUGCUGGUUACAUUCCUGAUGAUGAAUAAUCUAUUCUAAAAUAGAAGAGAAACUUACAAGUAUUUUGCAGAUGGAAAGUAUUGCAAGCUCGCAGAUAUAGAUGUUGAAUUUGUUGCUGUAAAUGCCUUUGCUAAGGUUGAUACUAAUCAAAAUCCUGAAAGAUAGUUGAGGUUCUGUCGAUAUGAAGAAUUUAUAGAUAUGAUUACACACUCCGGAGUUGUAAGCGAGACUUUUGGAUCCAGAGAAAUUGGCAUCAUAUUUAAUCUUAGCAUGAUGACAUAAAUUGAUGAGUUACAAUCUGAAAGGUAUUUGAAUAUGUAUAUGCUAGAAUUCUAAGAAGCGAUAGCUAGAGUAGCUGAAAGAGUCUACAGUCAUUUCAAUAACUCCUAGGUUUACAAAUAAUGA